Molecule: messenger RNA, 2064 nt
Organism: Gastrolobium bilobum
Lineage: Eukaryota; Viridiplantae; Streptophyta; Magnoliopsida; Fabales; Fabaceae
Exons: 9
Coding region: 1-2064 (687 amino acids)
Source: RefSeq, a predicted model, not a curated record
AUGGCUGUAGCACAACCUUCUCCAUCUUCUGCUUCCCCUAUAGCGGAUAGUAGAAAUGCCAGAACAAGGCGCAAAAAUAUAAUCGACCAGAAGAAAAAGUCUAAGCAGUUGAUAGAUGCUCUCAAUAUCAGUAAAAUGCCUGAUUUAACAGAUAAUAGAAAUGCCAGAACAAGGCGCAAAAACUUAAUCGACCAGAAGAAAAAGUCUAAGCAGUUCAUAGAUGCUCUCAAUAUCAGGAAAAUGCCCGAUUUAACAGAAAUUGAUGACGCACCUGAUAUGACGAUGCAUUCCACCCUCACUGCGUUAUCUAAUGAGCACUCAAUAUCACGGUGGAAAUAUCGUUCUAUAAGAAAUACCCCAAUUGAUGUUGGUGAACUAAGGAACGUCUCAUCUAAUGAUGAUACUGAUUUCAACGAUCAUCAUUUACCAAACAUUGCGUCUGUUAGUGAAGAUUACUGGGACGUAGGGGAUCCUACUUUUGUUUGCGCUCAUUGUGGAGCACACAUGUGGUAUGAAGAGAGAUUAAGAAAAGAACGUAAAGCUAGCACGCCAGCUUUUAGUCUAUGUUGCGCUAAUGGAAAAGUGAAACUUCCUUUGUUAAAAGUUGCACCCGAUACGUUGAUUCAAUUGCACGAUAAUUCCAAUAAUAGGAGUCGCCAUUUCUUACGGAAUAUUCGCGCGUACAACAUGAUUUUUUCCUUCACCUCCUUCAAAGCUAAAGUAGUUGGAUCAGUAAAUCAAGGUUCUAGUCCUUAUUGUUUUAGAGUUGGGAGACGAGUGCAUCAUUUAAUGGGCAGCCUUCUUCCGCCCGAUAGUCAGACUCCAAAAUUUGCGCAGCUUUAUAUUUAUGAUAUUGAUCAUGAAGUUGACAACAGAUUGGGUUCCCUAAGUUCCACCAGGAGUGAAGAUAUGCUUGAUCUCGAUAUAGUGCAAUCAUUGAAGGAGAUGUUGGAUAAAUAUAAUACUGUUGCCCAAUCUUUCCGUUAUGCAAGGGACCGUUACAAGGAAGAUGACUUCAAUGGUGUGAAGUUGAGGCUUAUUCGAAGACGUGGCAGUGAUGGAAGAGUUUAUAAUCUUCCAUCCGCAUCUGAAGUUGCUGCUCUGAUUGUUGGAGACAUAGACAGUGCACUGGGUGAUAGAGACAUCAUUAUUGAGACACAAAACCGACUUCUACAGCGCAUAGAUGUCAAACAUCCAUUAUAUCUUGCCUUGCAGUAUCCUUUGUUAUUUCCUUAUGGUGAAGAUGGUUAUCGUGAUGAUGUCCAACGUACUUCCAUCUCCAGUGGUAGAACAAACCCAAGAUCAACGAUUAGCAGGAGAGAGUUCUUUUCCUUUCGACUCCAGAUGAGAUCCGAAGAGUCCGAAGUUCUCACUCAAUCGCGACAACUUUUCCAGCAAUUUUUGGUUGAUGCUUACACUAUGAUUGAGCAUGAACGCCUUAAUUUCAUCCGCUAUAACCAAAAUCAACUCAGAGUAGAGAUUAACAAAAAUAUAAUACAUGCUUUUGAUAGAGGGGAAGAUAGAGCAGAUAGAACUGAUGUUUGUACAAUCAAAUUUCAGAAGCGUGGACUGCCUUAUGCUUAUAUCCUAGUAUUCCUUCACCCUUCUAACAAGCCUGAUACUGGACUUGAUAUUGAUAAAUUGAUAUCGGCUGAGAUUCCUAACAAGGAAAUCAAUCCUUCUCUGUUUGCAGUUGUCACAAGUUACAUGAUGCAUGAGCCCUGUGGUCCUGAGAAUUACAAGUCACCGUGCAUGAAGGAGGGAAAGUGUUCGAAGAAAUUUUCGAAGAAGUUUUGCUCCCGUACGAUUAUUGACGAUGACAGAUUCCCUCAUUAUAGAAGAAGAAAUGAUGGUAGGGUUGUCAAUAAAAAUGGGGUUGAGCUUGAUAAUCGUUAUGUUGUGCCAUAUAGUGCAAAGCUUCUCUUAAAGUAUCAAGCUCAUAUUAAUGUUGAAUAUACGUGUCAGAGUAGUGCCAUUAAAUAUCUUUUUAAAUAUAUUCAUAAAGGCAAUGAUCGAGUCACGGCAGCUAUACAUCAUUCAAACGAUGAAAUAAAAAAGUUUUAA